AUGGGAGAAACCUAUGUGCCUGUGGGGAUGAUCUUCUUAUCCCAGACUGUAGUUGGGAUUCUGGGUAAUUUCUCUCUUCUCUACCAUUGUCUAUUCCUUUCCUGCAUGGGGGACAGAAUGAGAGGCACAGACUUGAUUCUUAGGCACUUAAUUGUGGCCAAUUUUUUAAGUCUCUUGUGUAGGGGCAUUCCCCAAACCAUGGCUGCAUGGGGCUGGAGAGAUUUCCUCAGUGAUCUGGGGUGCAAACUGGUUUCUUAUGUCUACCGAGUGAGCAGAGGGGUGGCGAUUGGUAGCACUUGCUCCCUUAGUGUCUUCCAGGCCUUCAGCAUCAGCCCCGGGGCUUCCAGGUGGGCAGGGCUGAAGGGGAGAGCCCACAAGCACAUUGUCUCCAUGGUCUACCUCAGCUGGGGGGUCAGCCUCUUGGUGAACAUUGUUUUUCUCAUGUACAUAACCAAACCCAAAACACUGGACAACACGACAAUGUUAAAAGCCUAUGGAUACUGUUUCUCCGUGCGGCACAAUCCAGCUGCAGAAGUACUAUACGUGGCAUUGCUCUCAGUGCCUGAUGUUCUGGGUCUGGGGCUCAUGCUCUGGGCCAGCAUCUCCAUGCUCUUCAUCCUCUAUACACACAAGCUGAGAAUGCAGCACAUCCAAAGGACCAGUGUCUCCUGCAGAGCCUCUCCUGAAUCCAGAGCUACCAAAAGCAUCCUCCUCCUGGUGAGCACCUUUGUGUCCUUUUACACCUGGUCCUGCAUCUGUCAGAUUUUCUUGUGUGUGACUUACAACCCCAGCCCUGUGCUACUACAUAUGGCCGCAUUUGCUAUGGGCUGUUUCCCAGCUGUCAGCCCUUUUCUGCUCAUGAGUGGACACUCCACUCCCUACAGCCGGUGCUUCGACUGCAGGAGGGGGAAGAACACAAUCCUUUCUUAA
This is a messenger RNA of Perognathus longimembris pacificus (Pacific pocket mouse), 930 nucleotides long. Its product is annotated as vomeronasal type-1 receptor 4-like. Gene Ontology annotation, cellular component: membrane. Gene Ontology annotation, molecular function: pheromone receptor activity. The transcript has a single exon. The record is from RefSeq and is a predicted model, not a curated record. Gene Ontology annotation, biological process: G protein-coupled receptor signaling pathway. NCBI's taxonomy places the organism in Eukaryota, Metazoa, Chordata, Mammalia, Rodentia, Heteromyidae. The coding region runs from base 1 to 930 and encodes 309 amino acids.